Molecule: messenger RNA, 1059 nt
Organism: Colletotrichum abscissum
Lineage: Eukaryota; Fungi; Ascomycota; Sordariomycetes; Glomerellales; Glomerellaceae
Product: short-chain dehydrogenase
Exons: 2
Coding region: 1-1059 (352 amino acids)
Source: RefSeq, a predicted model, not a curated record
AUGGACGUGUGUAGCGAGAACAGCGCGACUCCCGCGGAUGGACCGUCAAGAGUGAAGCUUCAACUCCCAGCUAGCUGUGAUCCACCACAACUUGAAGGCGAGAGGAAGCAGUUGGUCUGGGUUGUAUUUGGUGGAACCGGCCACAUGGGUAGAUCUCUUGUCAAGUCCGCCUUGUCCAAAGGAGAUCUCGUCACUUCCGUGGGCCGUGUGUUCGAGACGACACCGGAGGAAAUGGUAGCACAGCAGGACAAUGAAAAUUGCUUGGGGAUGCUGUGUGACGUUCGAGCGAGAGACUCGGUAGCGCGGGUCAUUGAACGGACCUUGGAGCGGUUCCAGCGAUUUGACGUCGUAGCCAACUGUUCUGGCUAUGGCGUAAUUGGAGCAUGUGAGGACCAGGAUGAGCACGAAAUCCGCAAUCAGUUCGAGACGAACUUCAUGGGCACUUUGAACAUUAUCCAAGCCAGCCUACCUUACUUUCGCCAACAGAACGGCGGCCGCUACCUGAUUUUCAGCUCGACGUCAGGAGCUCUGGGUGUUCCAGGCCUCGGCCCCUAUUGUGCUACCAAAUACGCCGUCGAGGGACUCAUAGAAGCUAUGCUUUACGAGACAGACUCAUUCAACGUCAAGGCAACACUCGUAGAGCCGGGGUUCGUCAGAAGGGACGAGCCAGAUACCCUUGCAACACCGUUACCAACCUGGGGUCAUUUCCUCAUCAAACCUGCGAGCGAUGCCUACGCACAGGCAACAUCACCAGCGUUGCAUGCCAAAAGAAUGGUUCAGUGGCUCGGUGACCGGCAGCCGACAAGCGCCGUCAAGUGUGCGGAGCUCGUCUGGCAACUAGCUCAUUGCUCGUAUCCCCCGCUGCGGCUCCUUCUGGGGAGCUAUGCAAUAGAGAGUAUUCGUGAUAGGCUGCGGUCCGUCACCGAAGAAUUGGAGGAUUGGAAACAUCUAAAUUUCCCCGCUCCGCCUGAUGAAGGGGAGGGAAAGGAGGCGCAAGCAGAUCAAGAUGAAAGCAUGGCCGACUCUGGGCAGGAUGCGCCUGGCCAGGUAACUGCGUAG